GACAUGUGAACGCCACCUCGGCCGAAUCAGGCAACCGCUCACCGAAGAGCGGCUGAACGCUUAAUAAACAAAUCCGGAAGCAAAGCGGACCAGCGACAAAAUGACCUACCAUGACAUCAAUUCCGCCUUGAAGAACAUACAAAAUCAUCCAUCUCGCCAGCAGUAUCCCCUUGUAUCGGAAGCAAAAAAAAAAGACCUCCAACAACACCCAACCUCACCGAAAUGGCACCAGUUUCCACCCUCUCCUUCACCCUCGCCCUCAUAACCGGCGGCGCCGGCGGUCUCGGCCGCGCAAUGGCCGAGUCCCUCAUCGCGCAAGGGAAAUCCGUCAUCAUCGCCGGCCGCACCGAGUCCACUCUCAAACAAACCGCCCGCGAAAUCGGAGCGAAAGAUUACUUCGUCAUUGACGUCAGCGACAUUUCUUCCAUCAAGGCCUUUGUCACGGACAUCACGACGAAGUACCCGGAUCUUGACUGCGUGAUCAACAACGCGGGCGUCCAGCGUCCUUUCCAGAUUCUGGGGCCGGACUAUGACUUUGACUUGACGAAAGCGGAUCAGGAAAUCGAUACGAAUAUCCGCGCGCCGUUGCAUUUGUGCGUGCAGCUGGUGCCGCACUUGAACUCGCGGCCGAAUGGAGGGGUGAUUAUGAACAUCUCCUCCAUUCUCGGCUAUAACCCUACGAGCUUGAUUAACCCGGUGUACAACGGAAGUAAAGCUUGGGUGGCGUUCUUCACCACCAACUUACGAUCCCAGUUGAAGCAAGCCGGGAGUAACAUCAAGGUCGUCGAGAUUGUGCCGCCGAGCGUGGAGACGGCGUUGCAUAGAGAGCGACAAGACCCCGACGAUAAUAAAAGGGCGAAGGGGAAUCAGUCGGCAUUGACCAUUGAGGAGUUUAUGAAGGAUGUUGAGCUGGGGUGGAGGGAGGAUCGGGAUCGGGUGAGUGCGGGGCCGGGGAAGGAGUUGGUGGAGAUGUGG
This is a messenger RNA of Zymoseptoria tritici IPO323, 975 nucleotides long. RefSeq lists its product as uncharacterized. NCBI's taxonomy places the organism in Eukaryota, Fungi, Ascomycota, Dothideomycetes, Mycosphaerellales, Mycosphaerellaceae. The record is from RefSeq and is a predicted model, not a curated record. Gene Ontology annotation, cellular component: membrane. The annotation marks the transcript as partial. The transcript has a single exon.